AUGGCGGAAACAAAAAACAGAAUUGCGAGAUACAAACUCAUAAUUCAGAGAAAAUCAGAGUUUAUAUUCCAUUUUUGUAACACAACAGACGUAAAGUUGGGGUAAAAUCCUUUUUUCUUAAAAUAAAAAAAGUAUUUUUUAAAACAAUUUGGUUUUUCAAGUUUAUUUCAACUGUUGCAAAGGGACGUGACUUGCCACCACAAAUGAAGAAGGAUUUAUUGGUAUUAAGUGCAGUAAAAACAAAGAAACAAUUACUUCAAUUAUUUACACACCAUGUGAGCGUCAACUUUGCAUUUCUUUUCACUGGACAAUUUCUAACCAUUCUAAAAUGCGAAAGUGAUCACCAUCAAAAUCAGCAACACCAAAAACAUUCAUUAUGCAUCUCUUGCUUGUAAUCCUGUUCUUUCUGGAGGCACAGUUUUGUGUCCAGACUUCUGACAGCAAUAGUCCUGCUGGCGAUAACCUGGCGACAAACGGCCUUCCUUUUCCAUGGAGUAAAGUGCGCCUGCCAAACUACAUAGUGCCUGUACAUUAUCAUCUACUUAUUCAUCCCAAUCUCACCACCCUGAGGUUCAAUGGAUCUGUGAAGAUCGAAAUCGAUGUUAAAAACAACACAAACUGGUUGGUGCUACACAGCAAGAACCUCAAGAUCUUCACCGCCACUGUUCUGGAUGAGCACGAGGCCCAUCUGUCAGACAAAGUGCUCUCGGUACUGGAAUAUCCUUCACAUGAACAGAUCGCCAUCUUCUCCCCAAAGAUUCUGACCUCUGGGGAAAAAUACUUCCUGUAUUUGGAAUUUGGUGCACCGUUAAGUGACGGCUUCUAUGGAUUUUAUAAGAGUACAUAUAAGACAAAAGCAGGAGAGACAAGGGUCCUGGCAUCCACCCACUUUGAGCCCACAUCUGCCCGAAUGGCAUUGCCAUGCUUCGAUGAGCCCAUUUUCAAAGCUAAUUACACUGUCAGAAUACGGAGGGGCCUGUCACAUAUAGCUUUGUCCAACAUGCCAUUAGAACAAACUGUAGAAAUUGGCAACGGUCUUUUUGAGGACCAGUUUGAAGUGAGUGUGAAGAUGAGCUCGUACCUGUUGGCCUUCAUUGUCUGUGACUUCAGAUCUGUUAGUGGGAUGACUGCAACCGGAAUUAAUAUUUCUAUUUAUGCAGUUCCAGAGAAAUGGCAUCAGACGCACUAUGCUCUUGAGGCUGCUUUGAGGCUUAUGGAGUUUUAUGAACAAUAUUUCAACAUACUUUAUCCGCUGCCAAAACUGGAUCUGAUAGCGAUUCCAGAUUUCCAAUCAGGCGCUAUGGAAAACUGGGGUUUGACUACUUAUAUGGAGACGUCUCUUCUGUAUGACCCAGACAUCUCAUCAGCCUCAGAUAAGCUCUGGGUUACCAUGGUGAUAGGACACGAGCUGGCCCAUCAGGUUUUAUAUAUAAAACACAUUCUCAGUCUCAUCUUAACAAAAACCUUGCCUACCCAAUAUAGUAUAAAAAUAUCUUUCUUCCUGGGAAUAUUAACUGGCACAAGACGUCUGACAACUAGCCCCAGUCUCCCCAACACAUGUACUGUUCAUACAUUUUACUGUACAUAUACCAAUCUCUCAAACCCAGAUGUGUUGACGCUGGAUGAGGAAGUUGACUGGGUGAAGCUCAACAGUGACAUGAAUGGAUAUUAUAUUGUCCAUUAUGAUGAGGAAGGCUGGAACGCCCUGACGGAGCUGCUGAGCGCAAACCAUACUGCUCUGAGCUUUAAGGACAGAGCCAGCCUCAUUCAUAACGCCUUCCAGCUGGUCACUGCAGGACGACUGUCACUAAACAGAGCUUUAGAUUUGAUCGGUUACUUAAAUUCUGAGACCCACAAUGUUCCUCUCCUGCAAGGGCUUGGCUAUCUACAAUCAUUCUACAAGCUGAUAGACAAGAGAAACAUAACUGACGUUACUCAUAAUCUGAAGACCUACAUCUUGCAGUAUUUCAGAGAUGUGAUUGACAAGCAGUCAUGGAGCGAUGAUGGGAUGGUCUCAGACCGGAGACUGCGUGAAGAGGUUCUUUCCCUUGCAUGUGAUUUUGAUUAUCCACCUUGUUUGGAAAAGGCUAAGCAGCUCUAUAAUAGCUGGGUGGAAUCCAGUGGUACAAUCAGCUUACCCACUGAUGUGUCUGAGACGGUUUACAUGGUUGGAGCUCAGGAUGACAGCGGUUGGGCCUACCUUCUGGAAAAGUAUGGUGUCUCCAUGUGUGAGACAGAGAAAAGCAAAUUUCUCUCAGCUUUGGCAAGCAGCAAGGACUCUGAAAAACUAUCAAGAUUAUUACAGCUUGGAAUGGAUGGGACUCUAAUAAAACCACAAAAUUUACCUAGUCUCAUAUAUAUGGUUGCCAGAAAUCCAGUGGGUCAUUUUCUAGCAUGGGAUUUUGUGAAGAAACAUUGGAAUGAACUAGUAGAAAAGUUUCCGCUGGGAUCUUUUGGAAUCAGAAAUAUAAUUGUUGGCACUGUGACUCAGUUCUCAUCCACAGAGGAGUUGAGAGAGGUUGAGGAUUUCUUCAAGUCCAUCACAGAGCAGGUAUCUCAGCUGCGUGUCAUACAGGUGGCCACAGAAAACGUGGAGAAGAACAUUAUGUGGCUCUCGAGGAAUCUAGAGACCAUGAGGACUUGGUUGCAGCAAAGACUCAACUAAAAUGUAAACAGAAGACCAACAUUUCAGCCGAGCAUUAUACUAGUUUUUACUAGUAUAAUGGUUUUUGGUUUAUUAAUCAGUAUCAGGAUCAGCUCCGAAACUCCAUUUGACUUUUCAAGUUUUCUACUGUUGGUAUUUUUUUAGAUAGUGUUUUAAUUAUUUUGGGUAACAGCUCAUAUACUAUAAUGCAUGAUGUGUUUGCUUUUUUUGGUUUACUUCAAUAAAGAGGUUUAUAAACGGCUAUGCCGUUUCAAACCUCUAA
This is a messenger RNA of Sinocyclocheilus grahami, 2927 nucleotides long. RefSeq names its product endoplasmic reticulum aminopeptidase 2 (gene erap2). The record is from RefSeq and is a predicted model, not a curated record. NCBI's taxonomy places the organism in Eukaryota, Metazoa, Chordata, Actinopteri, Cypriniformes, Cyprinidae. The transcript has 12 exons. Gene Ontology annotation, molecular function: zinc ion binding; peptide binding; metalloaminopeptidase activity. Gene Ontology annotation, biological process: proteolysis; peptide catabolic process. Gene Ontology annotation, cellular component: membrane; cytoplasm. The coding region runs from base 377 to 2665 and encodes 762 amino acids.